Messenger RNA from Lodderomyces margitis, 960 nucleotides. RefSeq lists its product as uncharacterized. The coding region runs from base 1 to 960 and encodes 319 amino acids. NCBI's taxonomy places the organism in Eukaryota, Fungi, Ascomycota, Pichiomycetes, Serinales, Debaryomycetaceae. The transcript has a single exon. The record is from RefSeq and is a predicted model, not a curated record.
AUGUUAUCUGCGCAUAGAUUGAAGCUCGUAUGCAUACCAUGUACGUACUGUCGAAUGUAUGCCACGUCUUCAAAUGACUUCAUCGACCAUCAUAAACGUCUCGACCUACAUGGUUGGCCAACUUCGAAAACCCCCACACCAUACGAAGUAUUUGGAUUAUCAUCCAAAGACAUUGGCAUGUCGCGCAUUGAGUUGAACAAAGUAUUGAAAUUAAGAUACGUGAAACUUGUCAAGAUAUACCAUCCAGAUACCUCCUUAGAUUUGACUGAUAAUUAUGGCAAAGCUCUUAGUGAUGAGCAAAAAAGGAAACGGUUCGACUUAAUUCAGGAAUCGUACGAUAUUCUACGAAACGCCAGGAGGAGAGUAGCAUACAAUCGAUUCAAGACCACGUCAUGGGAACAACAGGGUCCUUAUAAUCCUAGCUCUGAGCCUUUUUCCAAGGAAGGUUUUGAAGCUUACCGAAGAGCAAAUGCACAUCGUGCGAGGUAUGAUUUCUCGAGGGAUGAAGCCUUUUGGCUGGCAGGAACCUGGAACGACUAUUACCAGAUGAAGUAUCAACGGCCACCACCCACGAAGGAGGAUUUAGAGAAGAACAAAUACAAAAUCUUGUUUGGUGUGUUGGCAAUUGGUGCCCUAGCCUUUGGCUUGCAGAUUAUGAGUGCUAUUGACAGAACAAAUCAGUACUUGGUGGAGACCCACAAGAUGAAUUUGAAGUCGAUGAGAGAUUUGAAUCAAAGCUAUGAAGGAGAUGGCUCGUAUUCAGAAGCCGAUAACGUGCGAAAGUUCUUAAUUGGUCGAAGAACAACAAUGCGGCUGAAAAAGGACGAAUUUAGAGAGGAGGAGCCUAGUGAUGACGAGUUGUUGCACAAGUAUGCUAAAGGCAGGGUGGACAAAUGGGACAGACAGGAACAAGAGUGGAAUCAAAGGCGACAAAGUAGUUCAGAUCUAGGGCUCAACUAA